Molecule: messenger RNA, 420 nt
Organism: Pneumocystis jirovecii RU7
Lineage: Eukaryota; Fungi; Ascomycota; Pneumocystomycetes; Pneumocystales; Pneumocystaceae
Product: adenosine 5'-monophosphoramidase
Exons: 4
Coding region: 1-420 (139 amino acids)
Biological process (GO): nucleotide metabolic process
Molecular function (GO): catalytic activity
Source: RefSeq, a predicted model, not a curated record
AUGGCUUCUGCUAAAUGUAUCUUUUGCAAGAUUGUUCUCGGUGAAAUGCCUUCAUUCAAGCUCUAUGAAACCGAAAAAUCGCUUGCAUUCCUUGAUAUACAGCCUCUCAGUGAAGGCCAUGCUCUUGUUAUUCCUAAAGAACAUGCUGAAAAGAUGCAUGAGCUUAGUGAUGACUCUCUUAAUGAUCUUUUACCUCUUGCAAAGCGACUUGUUAAUGCAAUGGAUCUUCAGGAUUACAAUAUAUUACAGAAUAAUGGUCGGCUUGCACACCAAGUAGUUAAUCAUGUACAUUUCCAUUUGAUUCCAAAGCCAAGAGUUAGUGAGGGCCUUCGUUUUGGCUUCGAUACAGCUAAAGCUGUCGGAGAAGACUCGCUCCGAAAUGUUGCUGAGCAAAUCCGAAAACGGCUUAACCAGUUAUAA